Molecule: messenger RNA, 710 nt
Organism: Archocentrus centrarchus (flier cichlid)
Lineage: Eukaryota; Metazoa; Chordata; Actinopteri; Cichliformes; Cichlidae
Product: coxsackievirus and adenovirus receptor-like
Exons: 3
Coding region: 147-710 (187 amino acids)
Biological process (GO): regulation of cytokine production; T cell receptor signaling pathway
Cellular component (GO): external side of plasma membrane
Molecular function (GO): signaling receptor binding
Source: RefSeq, a predicted model, not a curated record
GCUCGACUCCCUGAUCAGAGGAGGACGUUUAGAUCAGGGAGACAUUUCCAGACAUUUCCAGUUGAUAUUUGCAGCUGUGGAUUUUAUUCCUGGAAAACAUCGGCAUCUCUGGACUCUGUAACAGCUGAAGUUUGAACAAAGAGGAGAUGACUGCUGUACCUGCGUCGCUCUGCUGCGCUGUGCUGCUGUUUUCCUGUGUGUUUGCUGAACCGAAAACCAUCACAGCUGAGCCUGGACAGACCGUCACUCUGCCAUGUCGAGCUCCAAAUAACAACUUCAUAGUUGUAGACUGGAGCAGAGCAGAUCUGGACCCAGAAUAUAUCUUUUUGUAUCGGGACGGGCACUUUGAUGCAGACAACCAGCAUCCAUCCUUUAAGAACCGGGUGGAGCUGCAGGACAGACAGAUGAAGGAUGGAGACGUGUCUGUGAUUCUGAAGGAUGUGACGACUGCUGAUAGUGGAAAAUACGAGUGUCGCAUCAAGGAAAAAGGAACAAGCAGAGCUGUUCUAGGAUCUGAGCCCAUCAGCACCAUCACCCUGAGAGUUGUUGCUCGUACAGGUCAGGUAGGAAGGAGUAACGAUGGAGAGGAUGAGGACGAUGGAUCUGCUGGGCUGACAGCUGGUCUGUCAGUUUGUGCUGGACUUCUUGUUGUUGUUGCAGCUGUUGUUGGACUUUUGAUCUACAGAUCAAAAACAGAGUCAAGCCAGUGA